AAACAUUUAACUAACACCAACUAGUACACUAAGGGAUGUUUGAUUCGCAGACUAAGUUACCCAAAAUUAUAGUCUUGAGAUUAUAAUUCUUGGACUAAUUUAUCCCAAACGACCCCUAAAGACCGAAAUUUCCUAAGUAUGAGGCAUGGGGGCCUAACAUUGAAAAACACAAGAAUAAUGAUGGGUUUAUAGUGUCUGCACUUCACCCAUUAUCUUAAAUUUUUUGGUUGGUAUGUUCAAAUUCUUUCACAUGAUAUUAUAGCGAAACUUUGAUAAGCCUGUUUGUAGUGAAACUUUGAUAAGCCUGUUUGUAGUGAAACUUUGAAAAGAAAUUUUCAAUGUUGUAACUUCCUAGGUGGAAUAUGUGAAAUGUAAUUUCAUGCGAACUACUUAUCUUUUGCGACAUAUGAGAUCACGGGAAAUUGUCUUGAAUCUUGUAGGAGUAUGUAGAAAAGCCAAAUUGCUGUCUCAAUUGCAUUCUUUAACUAUCAAAACUGGACUACUUUACGAAACUCACUUGGCUCCAAAGUUGACCGAAUUAUAUUUCGAGUUGUUACCUUUUCAAACUGCACGUAAGUUGUUCGAUGAAAUUCCUCACCCAAAUGUAUACACUUGGAAUUGCAUUCUUCAACGCUUCUGUGGAAGAAAACAAUUUGAGGAAGUAUUGUCACUCUUUUCGUCUGUGUUUUUAUUCGAAAAGCCUGAUCAUUUCACUCUACUUUUCGCAUUAAAGGCGUGUUCUGCAUUAAAAACACUAAAUUUUGGCAAAACAAUUCAUGGGUUGGGGAAGAAACAUGGUAACAUUGAUUCAAACAUGUUUCUUGGAUCAGGCCUUAUUGAGAUGUACUCAAAAUGUGGAAAUAUGGACGAUGCUUUAUGCAUCUUUGAGGAAUAUUCAAAGCCGGAUAUUGUUUUAUGGACUACAUUGGUUUCUGGAUAUGAGAAGAACUUUAAGCCUGAUGAAGCAUUAGCUGUUUUUACUGGAAUGGUGAUGACACGUGGCGUUAGUCCAGACCCGAUAACUCUUGUCACUGUUGUUUCCGCUUGUACUCAGUUGCUGAAUUUGAAAGCUGGAAAAAGUAUUCAUGGAGUUCUAAUUCGAAAGGGUUAUGAAAAUCCCCUGCCUUUAUUUAAUGCUUUGCUAAAUUUAUAUACAAAGACUGGUUCCAUAGAGUACGCGGAGAGUUUGUUUAGGGUGAUGGAAGAAAAAGAUGUAAUCUCAUGGAGUUGUGUGAUCUCUUGUUAUGCUCAUAAUGGGGCUACUGAUAGAGCAAUAAGUCUUUUUGAUGAGAUGAUAUAUAAAGGAGUUGAACCUAACUCGGUAAGUGUGAUUAGUGCUUUGCAGGCUUGUGAAGCUUCUUGUAAUAUAGGAAAAGGCAGGCAAAUACAUGAACUAGCUUUUCAGAAAGGUCUUGAACGGGAUAUAUUGGUUUCCACAGCUUUGAUUGAUAUGUACAUGAGCUGUUGUUCACCUAAUGAAGCGAUUAUGGUAUUCGAUAUGAUGUUGAGAAAAGAUGCUGUUUCUUGGUUCGCUCUGUUGUGUGGUUGUGUUCAAAAUGGAAUGGCCAACAAGUCCAUGCAAAUAUUUUGUAAUAUGUUGGCCAGCGAUAUCCAUCCUGAUGAUACUGUGAUGGUUAAAAUUCUUGGAGCUUGUUCUGAGUUGGGGAUUCUUCAAUUGACUUGUUGUCUUCAUGGUUAUGUCACUAAAGGUGGGUUCAUCAGCAAUUUGUUCGUUGGGGCUUCACUUAUUGAAUGUUACGCGAAAUGUGGUAGCUUGGAGGAGGCUAUCGAGGUUUUUGGAAGAUUAACAGAUAAAGAUGUUGUUAUCUGGAGCUCCAUGUUUGCAGGCUACGGAAUUCAUGGGCAAGCUAGGGAAUCAAUUAAGUUAUUUCAUCGUAUGGUUACAGAUUCUACAGUGAGGCCUAACAAAGUUACUUUCCUGUCAAUUUUAGCGGCUUGUAGUCAUGCAGGUUUUGUUGAGGAAGGAAUUGAAUUCUUCAAUAUGAUGCUGAAUGAGUACCAACUGAUGCCAGAAUCAAAGCAUUAUGCAAUCAUUGUUGAUUUACUCGGACGAACUGGAGAAUUGGACAAGGCUAUGUGCAUCAUUAACCAAAUGCAGUCAGAGGUUGGAGCACACGUAUGGGGGGCCUUGCUUGGUGCUUGCAGGAUUCAUCAGAAUGCAGAGAUUGGAGAAGUCGCCGCCAGGAAUCUUCUCCGGCUAGAUCCAGAUCAUGCAGGAUAUUAUAUCCUGUUAUCAAAUGUGUAUGCUGUUGAUGGGAAGUGGGAUGAUGCAGCUGAACUUAGAAGUUCAAUUAAAGAGAGAGAGUUGAAAAAGUUACUGGCCAAAGUGUUGUUAGACUUUAGGAACGAGGUCCAUGUCUUUUUAGCCAAUGGUAGAUAUCACUGGGACUUAAGAGCAUAUCUAUGAUCCUAAUUUUAACAUUCUGCUGCAUCAUGCUGAAAAAGUUAAAUAGUUCUGAAAGUUGAGAGAGAAGACAUCUGGGCAAGAUAGUUGUCCACAUUUAGAGAGAUGGUUGUGUGUUUUUGGACUGCUGUAGUGUCACCAGAUCCAGGAUAUAACAGAUUGCACAGGAAACAAGAGGGAAGGUCAGAAAUGAGUUGCUCAACUGGCCUUCAUCUAGUCCUAAGACACGUUGGGGAAAUUUUCUAAAAGGUUACAUUUGAGAAAUCCACCGAAGAGACGUGAGAGAAGAUCACGUUCAACAAGUAUUUGCUCAAGUCAGAGCUCGGGCAGUGGCUUAGAUCCUUCUAUCCUUAAUCAGGUGUCUCAGGUUCGAGCCUAGGAUGGAGAUAUUCCCGAUGGGAAGCUUUUUCCCGUUGGUGAGCCCUACACAGCGCAAAUCCCGUAUUAAUCGGUCAAGUGAAUUUCACAUACGGGUUGGUUAUAAGCAAAAGUAUUUGCUCGAAUCCAUAAGAUUAACCUCACUUUUGAGCAAAAAUUUCUCUCUUUGUUCUUUUUAGUCUUACAGUGAUAUACUUGUAUCAUGGUUGUGGUUGUAACUAGGAGUUUAGUCGAGCACUAAAGGGAUAUGUUGUGACUUGUGUGUGCUUAUAUCCAU
Lycium ferocissimum is the source of this 3080-nucleotide messenger RNA. Its product is annotated as putative pentatricopeptide repeat-containing protein At3g01580. Gene Ontology annotation, biological process: RNA modification. Gene Ontology annotation, molecular function: RNA binding; protein binding. NCBI's taxonomy places the organism in Eukaryota, Viridiplantae, Streptophyta, Magnoliopsida, Solanales, Solanaceae. The record is from RefSeq and is a predicted model, not a curated record.